AACAGAUUUGUUAGUUACAUCGUCUAAUCAUAUUUCAGUUAUUUCAUCUUAUGUCCUCAGUUGGACACUUAAACAUGGAUUGUAUUCUAACGAGUAGUUGUGUCUAAUUCGUUUAAUUAAAACCAUUCAGCUUAAAGCUUUAAAUUUACAAGAGUUGCAAACUAGAAGGACAAUGAUUUUUAUCAAAAUUUUGGUGCUGAUAGUUACAUACUACGCUAAUGCCGUAAGUGGUAUUCAAGUUUAUGAGAAUGUCACCAACGAUAUAACAACUGAAACCACUAAACUGGCUCUUGUACCAACAACGAUUGCCAAAAUUGAAGCUGUUGGUAAAGAUAAUGUUACCGAGUCCAGCUUAGAGUCAAUGAAACCGAAUGAUGAUACGAUUACCAACAAUUCAACCGUUGAUCUAUCACAGGAAAAGAAUGCGCGGAAAAAUGAAAACGGAAGAGCUACCACCGGUAAGAUUGAACAACAUGAGAAAACCAGUUCUAAUGUGAAACAUGAAAAAUUUGUUCCGUCUCCGGAAAUUUCACUAAGCGGAAUAGAGAUACGCCGACCAUCAGGUGAAUCGAAAACUAAUGACAACUUUUACCCGUUGAGUCAUUAUUAUCAGCCAGUAAAGCAUAGCCUACAUUUCCAUUCAUCUGCGCCAAUAACAAGCAAUUCAAAUUGGAAAUAUUCAUCGUCCAAUCUGGACUCACUGCAGAAAAAUUAUCCAAAAUUUGAGGACGAGAUACAACAGCAGCGACAAAAAGAAAUCGAAAAAUUCACUUUUCCUCCACCAUCGAUCGAUAGCAGUAAAUGGUACUUAAUGCCGGACAGACCGAGUAUAGAGAGCACCGAUAAGCCAUCGGGAAGACCAUCUGGUGGCGGUGGAAAAUGGAAAUGGGUGUCCGACGACGAAGAGGAACAGGAUAAACGAAGUGCACUCAGUCAACCGAAUUUUCCAACAAUACCACCAAACGAAUUCAGUUACACAUACGAGAUCCCGACAACCGACUCGACGCCAUUCAGUGUCAAUAAAUACGAAGGGGUAGAUCAACCGUUAAAUGGUGAGAUUGCGUCUACAGCUCUAGGAGUUUCUGAGUCGGAAUGGGAGAGCCCGUUUACUUCUUCGAAUGGGAAAUUAAAGCAUAAGGGUAAAGGAAAGGGAAAGAGUAUUUCUCCGUGGAAGAAAAUCUUGCAUGUACUUACCGCUGCCAUACCCAUUGGUUUGCUCAUCUCCGCUUUAACUCCUCAAGUCAUAUACGUUGAUCCUAAUGCAACAUCGUCAAUAUCACCAACCGUACAUUCGUUAAAUCUCCUAACCACAACCAAACAACGUUCAUUGGACGAGGGGGUACAUGUAUCGAAUGGAAACGAUUUGACGAAUGGUCGCAAAUUCGUAUCGAAUCCCUUGAUGGAUUUCUUACACGUGCUACGAGACAAUGGUAACAGUAUGGAACGGAGUGAUUCGUGUGACGAUCGAAAAUUUUGUGAAGCGUCUCGCAGUGGCUCUGAUGCCGAUGCCAGUGUGCUGAACAAAAUGUUAUGGAAAAUUGCUAACGAAACGCCUGAAUUUCAAGCCAGAAAAAGUGGAUUGGAGCACAUUUUUCAUGCGAUUCGACACAAUAACUGCUCCAUAUUUGAGUGCAAACAACCAGAUUUGAAUAAACAUCGUCCAAGCAAUAGAAAAAAUUAGAAAUUUUAUUUUCGAAUAAAAAUUUUUAGUUUAAAUUGUCAUGGUCAAAUAUAUACCUCUUCCCUCUCACCAACAAUUUAAUUGACUCGAUAAUAAAUGAUCGGAUUCUAUUCAUCAGCAACAUUUGAUUUAAAAGUGAAAAAAAAAAUCCGUCCAAAUAUGAAUCUAAAUAGUGUAA
Molecule: messenger RNA, 1859 nt
Organism: Bradysia coprophila
Lineage: Eukaryota; Metazoa; Arthropoda; Insecta; Diptera; Sciaridae
Source: RefSeq, a predicted model, not a curated record